Messenger RNA from Caenorhabditis angaria, 11187 nucleotides. NCBI's taxonomy places the organism in Eukaryota, Metazoa, Nematoda, Chromadorea, Rhabditida, Rhabditidae. The record is from the annotation of a GenBank genome assembly.
AUGUUUUUUUGUUUUUCAGGCCGACCAGCUCCAGAUGUUCAAUGGAUUGAUAAUCAUGGAAAAGUUAUUGAGGAAUCCAGAAAAAUGAAGGUAAGUUCGGGAAAAAAGGAUUUUACGCUUAUUAGGUUUGGAGUUUGAAUUAUUUAUGAGAAAAACAGACAUUUCGUAAAAAAGUACAAACAAUUUCAAAUUUUCGGGAGGGAGGGGGUAAAUUUUCCCAGGUAUAAAAAUAUGCUAAAAAUGAUCAGAAUUUCUAAAUCACUAAAAGAAAAUUUUUACAGUAGAUCUAAAUUUGCGCUUAACUGAGUUACAUUUUUCGAUGACCCGAUUCAAGGCAAAAUUUGAAUCGGAUCCCGAGUUUUUUUCAGGAAAACUUCUGAUUUUAACCUAAAAAAUCAGUCAAUUUUUUUUGGAAAAUAAUUCAUCUAGAAAAUUUUUUUUUUGUUUCAGACAGAUGUUUGGUUUUCAGAACAAAUAUGAUUAUUCAAGUUUGAAAUCAGAUCAGAUUUACUUUCAAAAAACGUUUGUGAAUAGUUUGUACCAAAACACAAAAAAUACACAUAAAUCUCAUCCACAGAAAAAACCCACGGCACCGUUAUAAAACCAAAAAACAAAGAAAUGAGCUAAGAAAAAAUACGAAAUUUAGUGGAAAUUUAUGGAGUGCUUUAUGGUCCGAAGAAAAAUUGAAGAAGCGUGACAUUCUCGUAUAUAUUUUAUUCAAAGAUGAAUUAAUAUACAACUUUCGUGAAAAAAAUAAACUUUUUGGCAGAAAAAAAAGUUAAUUAAUUUUGUUUAUAUACUGAAAAUUGAGGAAAUGGAUAAUUGGAAGAGAAAAAAUAUGAGUGAAAGUACACAUGACGUUUUUUUUUUUUGAAAAUGCAAAAAAAGUUCUUUCAGCUGUUUUUUUUUCAGAAUAUAGAUUUCUCAACAAAGAAUAAAGAGAAAUGAAGAAAAUGGAAACAUUUCUAACUAAUUGAAUUAUUUCGGAAUUCAACUUCAGCUGCUCUCCAAAAAUAUGUAUUGAGAAAAAUUAAUUUUUUUAUAUGUAUUCGGGAAAUUGAGAAAAAAAAUUUAGAGCAAAGAAAAAUGGGUCAGAAAUGAUUUUGAAGAAGAAAGUCUCAAUGUCAGAAAUAUAAUUUUCAGAUCGAAAAAAGUCAACUAAACACAGUACUCACAAUAAACUUCAAUCGAAUCUGAACAUCAAGGAGAAUUCGCAUUGAAAAUAAAAAAUCGAUGUGGAGAAGAUCGAUAUGCAAUUGGUUUACAGGUUAGUUUUCAUCAUUUUUUCCCGUAAAGAAAAACAGAACAGUUCAACAAAAAAGUCCAAAGUUUUUGAAAAAUGAUUGAGUUAGUUAGUGAAAUUCAAUACCACCACUAUAACCACCACAUACACCAAACACUAAUUAUGCAUAAUUUUUUCUUGAUCCCGACCGAAAAAAAACUCACAAUCCACCUCCACCAUUGUUUACCAUCGAAUUGUUUCCCUGGAAAUAUUUAUGAGAUUUUGCGAUUUUUCCUGGUUAAUGAUCCCUUUCUUGGAAACUAAAAACGAAACGCAGAAAGAAAAAUUGAAUUUAUUUUUUUCUUGACAAUUUUUUGCAGUAAUGAUGUUUUUCCGGGAACAGAUUUAUCUUAGCUACUAGGCGAGUUCACAAAAUUAUUUUUGUUUUUCGAAAAACUCAAAAAAUUUCGAAAUAAAUCUAGAAAUGAAAAUAAAUUUUCAAAAAUAUUGAAACUUACAGUAGGAAUCACCAUUUUUCAUGAAUGAAAAAUAUAUAGAACCAGAAUUUUUCCGAGAAUAAAAAAAAGUUUGUCGUUCGGCACUCGAAAAAAAUAAGAAAUAUCUAGAUAGAUUGGAUAGAUUGGAGUCUUCUUCAGGGUGUGACACAAAUUUUAUUUAAUUUUGUUCCAUCGACUCGAGAAAAAAACGGCGCACAGAAAAAAAACUUGGAACUUUUUUUGCCAUCUCUGUUGCUUCUCUGUUGGUUUCUGUGGGUGGAGCCUAGUUUUUUUGUGUUGAAAAAAUGAGAGUGUGGAUUCCAUUAGACACAAAUUUCAGUGUGCCGAAAACAAAAAACAACAGAAAAUAGAUUUUGAUGAAGUGAGGUGGAAACAAUCCUAUUUUUAUGAAUAAUAUAUUUUCAGGUGACCGAUAGACCAGCUCCGCCAGGUAAACCAGCUGUUGAAGAUCAAAAUGUGGAUUCAGUUAGAUUACGAUGGGCUGCGCCAACAAAUGAUGGUGGUUCACCAGUCAGAAAUUAUACUGUCGAAAUGUGCACUGAAAAAGGAUAACAAAUGGGUGAAAGCAGAAGUGACUAAACAAGCUUUUGUCACAUUGUUCAACUUAGUUGCCGGAGAGAAAUAUACCUUCCGAGUUCGGGCAGAUAACACUUUUGGAUUAUCCGAACCAUCAGAAGAAUCUGAACAAGUUUAUGUAAAAGAUGUUAGCCGAGUUGUUGAAGAACCAAAGAAAAAAGAGCAUAAAGUUCGAGAACAAGAAUCUGUUGAUUAUGAAAAAGCUGCCAAAGAUAGUGGAGUCACUGAAUAUAAAGAAAUUGAUAUUCAUCGUUUGCCAAAUGAUCUUCAAGCAAAAUAUAUAAUUCAUGAAGAACUUGGGAAAGGAGCUUAUGGAACUGUUUAUCGAGCCACUGAAAGAGCAACUGGUAAAACAUGGGCCGCAAAAAUGGUGCAAGUUAGACCAGGAGUCAAAAAAGAAAAUGUUAUUCAUGAAAUCGCAAUUAUGAAUCAACUUCAUCAUGAUAAAUUGUUGAAUUUGCAUGAAGCAUUUGAUAUGGGAAAUGAGAUGGUUCUAAUUGAAGAAUUGUAAGUUAAACGUGAACUUUUACGUGGAAAAUUUAGAAAUCAUUUCAUUGAAAACCUCUUCAAUUUUUCAGCGUCUCCGGUGGAGAACUGUUCGAAAAAAUCUUAGAAGACGAUUCUUUGAUGAGCGAGGAAGAAGUUCGUGAUUAUAUGCAUCAAAUCUUGCUAGGUGUUCAACAUAUGCACAAAAAUCAAAUUGUCCAUCUCGAUCUCAAACCAGAAAACAUUUUGCUCAAAGCCAAAAAUUCCACCGAACUCAAGAUUAUCGAUUUCGGUUUGGCUAGAAAAUUAGAUCCAAAGAAAAGCGUGAAACUGCUUUUCGGAACUCCAGAGUUUUGCGCUCCAGAAGUUGUCAAUUAUCAACCAGUUGGACUAUCAACUGAUAUGUGGACAAUUGGUGUUAUCUCCUAUGUUUUGUUAGUUUUUUUGAACCACAUGUUUAAAUAAAUAGAAAAUCAAUGUUUUGUAGGUUAUCUGGAUUGUCACCAUUCCUUGGAGAUAAUGAUGAAGAUACUUUGGCAAAUGUUUCCGCAGCAGAUUGGGAUUUCGAUGAUCCAAGUUGGGAUGAUGUUAGUGAUCUUGCAAAAGAUUUCAUUUGUCGACUUAUGAUCAAAGAUAAGAGAAAGAGAAUGUCUGUUCAAGAUGCAUUGAGACAUCCAUGGAUUACUGUAAGUGUUAUUAAUUUUUGUUUGUAUGUUGUUAUGUGUUUGUGUUUAUAGGGUCCGUUAUUGUCUGCAUUCAAUGAUUUGUCUGAAUAUGUUAAGGUGUGUUUGUUAUUUAUGUUAUUUUUCAGUUUAUGCAAACACCUUUUCUAUGAAAUUUCCUUCUAAAACUCUUUUUUAUUUUCAGAAAAUGCAACCAAAAACAACUGCAUUGCCAGCUAGACAAAAACGAAACUUCCUUUCCCUCAAAAGAUGGUCUGAUGAUUUAUUGCCAAUUGGAAGACUUGCCAAACGAGGAGCUAUCUUUAGAAGACUCACAAUGGAUGGAGUAUUCGAAAGAAAUAUUGCAUUUGAUACAGAUACUCCACCAAGUAUCAAGAAACAACUCGAAGAUAUUGUUGCAAAUGUUGGAGAUCUUAUUGCAACAUUAUCUUGUGAUUUGGAAGGAAAUCCAAGUCCGAAAAUAACUUGGUACAAAGAUGACAAAGAAUUGCAAGUUCCAUCGAUGAAAUACGACUCAUUCUAUAAUGAAGGUUUGGCUGAACUGACAGUGAAAAAUAUCGAAGAGACUGAUGCUGGAAAAUAUACUUGUCGAGCCACAAAUGAUUUGGGAAGUAUUAUGACACAUGCAAGAUUAUCUGUUGAAGCAUCGAAAUUGAAAACAAUUCCCAAGAAAUCUGAAACUUCACCAGCAACAAUGGAAGCAAAGAAAAGAAAAACAUCCAAAAUUGUUGCGAUUGAAGAACAAACUAUUGAUAUGCCACCAAACUUCCAUCACAAACUAAGUGAUGAUGAAGCCAAAAUUGGUGAACCAAAGAUUCUGGUUGUUACAAAUACAACACUUCCGGAACCAGUUGUUGAAUGGUAUCAUAAUGGAGAACAUAUUAUUGCCAGUGAUGUCAAUUAUAUGAGAAAACAUGAUAUGGGAAGAUAUGAAUUGCAUAUUUUGAGUGUUGAUUCAACUGAUGAAGGAAUAUGGAAAGCUGUUGGUAAAAAUGCUUAUGGUGAAUGUGAAAGUGAAGGAUUCUUGAAAGUUGUUAUACCAGAUGGACAAUUUGCACCAAACUUUGGAAAACAAUUGAGUGAUGUGAAAUGUUCAGAAAGUGAUAUUCUGAAGUUGGAAGUCAAUAUCAAAGCUAAUCCAGCUCCAGAAAUCAAUUGGUUCAAGAAUGAAAUUGAAAUUGAGCAUUCAACAAGACAUCGACUACAAUUUGAUGAUGGAAGUGGUAAUUAUUCAUUGACAAUUAUUGAUGCGUAUGCAGAAGAUAGUGGGGAAUAUAAAUGUGUUGCGAAAAACAAAAUCGGAAAGGCACAUACUCUUUGUUGUGUUCGAAUUGAAGAACUGCUUUCAAAGAGAAGUAAAAAGAUCGACAAGAAUAAGGCUCCACGAUUCCGAAUGCAACUUCCAACACCAAGAGAAGUUCCACAAGGAAGUGAUUUGACAUUAGUUUGUUCAGUUUCUGGAACACCACAUCCAAAUAUCAAAUGGAUGAAAGAUGAUCAACCAGUUGAUAUGAGCAAUAAACAAAUUAGACAUGAAAAUGGAGUUUGUACACUUCAUAUUAUUUCAGCAAGAGAAGAAGAUCAAGGAAAAUAUAUUUGUGAGGCUGAAAAUAUUCAUGGAGUUGCACAAUCAUUCUCUGUUGUUGAAAUCAAAGAAGCAAUCAAUAAAGAUCAUCAAAAACCAAAGUUUGUCGAACCAUUGGUAAAUUGCUCAACUUGUGAAGGAAAUGAAAUUGUACUGGAAUGCUGUGUAACUGGAAAACCAAUACCAACAAUCACAUGGUACAAAGAUGGACUGAAAUUGAUUAUUGAAAAUCGUAUGCUCCAAUAUACUGAUAGAAAAGGAGUUUCAAGAUUGAAUAUCAUGAAUGUUAUGAUUGAUGAUGCUGGAGAAUACACUUGUGAAGCUGUUAAUAAUCUUGGAAAAGAUUUCACUCAUUGUUCAGUCAAAGUUGUUGAUAUGGGAUUGACAAAAACGCGGUUGACACCAGUAAGAAGUCGAAGCAGAUCAAGAUCAAGAAGUCCAUCAGUUCUUGGAGGAGAUAUUCAAAGACCACCAGUUGUAACAAGACCAUUAGCUGAUGCAACGGUUGUUGAAGGAAACCGUGAAUUACUUGAAGUUGAAGUUGAUGGAUUCCCAGUUCCAACAAUUGAAUGGUAUCAUGAUGGAAAACUUGUUGCAGAAAGUCGAACAUUGAGAACAUAUUUCGAUGGAAGAGUUGCGUUCUUGAAAAUCUAUGAAGCUCACGAAGAACAUAAUGGAGAAUAUGUUUGUAAAUUGAGCAACAAAAUAGGAAGUGUUGAGACAAGAGCUAUUUUGAUUGUUGAGAAUUCGAAUGAUGAUCAUGCUGAACAUAUCACUCAAAUGCCAACAUUUGUCAAGAAAUUGCAAGAUGUGGAAUUGAAAAAAUCAGGAGAAUCAGCUACUUUUACUUGUCAAUCUUAUGCUAAUCCAGCUCCACAAAUAGUUUGGCUUCACAACGGAAAAGCUCUUCAUGAAAAGAGUAAUUAUAAAACAAGAUUAUUCGAUGAUAAUACUGCUACAUUGAUUAUUGAAAAUGUUACCGAAGAAAUGUGUGGAACAUACACCGCCGUUGCUAACAAUCAAUUCGGAGAUGUUCACACAUCAGCUCAAUUAUCGAUAGCAGGAAAAACAUCGAAAGCACCAUUAGCAUCUCUUCCAUAUUUUAUUGUUGAACCAAAGCCAAAAAUAUCAGUAGCAGAAGGAUCUACUUUGUCAAUUUCUGCUGAUUUGAAUGGAUCACCUGCUCCAGAAGUUACAUGGUUGAAAGAUAAUCAAGAACUCGAAGAGAAUCAAAGAAUUCAAUUCAAAAAUGAUGGAUUGACAUAUCAGUUGAUCGUUCAAAAUGUUGCAUUAGAAGAUGAAGGAACUUACACAAUUGCCGCUGAAAACAAACAAGGAAAAGUUCGUGAAAACAGUGAAGUCAGUGUUGUGAAAAAAUCAGAUGGAGCAAAGAAACCAAAAGUUAAAGUCGACGAAGAAGAGAAAAGCAAGAAGAAAUCGAAAAAACCACCAGGUUUACCAAAAGCUGUUAAUGUCAAAACAGAUCGUGUGACAAUUGCUUGGGAAACAGCACCAUCAGAAGAUGACCAACAAGAUCAAAUCGUUGAAAGACGAAAUCCGGAUCAAAGAAAUUGGACAAAAUGUGGAACACUCAAAUCAAAACCACUUGAAGUCACUGGACUUUCUCCAAACACAGAAUACAUUUUCCGUGUUGGUCAAUCUGAUGAAAUUGUUGUCAAAACUGAAGCCAGUGGAACAGCUCCACAAUUCACUUCUAUUCCCGACUCCAAGAUAACUGCAAAUCGUGACGAUGAUUUCGAAAUUCAUGCUGAAUUCAUCGGAACACCUGCACCAUCUGUUAAAUGGUAUAAGGAAAAUCUUCAGAUUCAAACAACCGAUAAUAUCACAAUUCAAAAUGAUUCAACAGGAUCGACUUUAUUGUUAAAAAAUCAAGAAGAAGAUGCAAUUUACACCUGUCAAAUUGAAAAUGAACUUGGACAAGCAACAACAUCAUGCCAAGUUAACAUUUUCAAUCGACCACCAUCCUUGAGAACAACUCCUGAUCAUACUCUCGAGAAAAAUAUUGUUCCAGUUGUCAAUAAACCGUUAACAAGUGUGACAUCACAAGCUGGACAACAAAUUGUUUUGAAUUGUCGAAUUACUUCAAGAUCAGAAUCUACUGUUGCAUGGUUCAAAGAUGAUGAAAGAAUCGAUUCAACUGGAAGAUUUGAACUGACAAGUGACAAAAAGUCGAAUCAUAAACUAGUAUCUCACAGUGUAAACGAAAAUGAUUCUGGAAAAUAUCGAUGUGUUGUCACAAACAAUUACGGAUUUGCGGAAACUGAAUGUAUUGUAACCGUUGAAGAUGCUACCAAAUUCAUUGCACCAGUUGUAUUGUCUCCACUUCAAGAUUCAACAGCAAUUAUUGGACAUGGUCUUAUUUUGGAAUGUAAAUUCGAUGGAUUCCCAAUUCCAGAAUUUACAUGGACUAAAGAUGGAGAACGUGUAUCAACAACUCGAAGAAUCAGACAAUCGCAAGACAACGGUAUUUGUAAACUAUCGAUUCUUAAUUGUGAAUCGGAAGAUACAGGAGUAUAUGUCUGUUCAGCUUCGAAUGUUGCUGGAGUUGAUUCAACAUCAAGCAUGAUAAUGAUUGCCAAAACCAGUGGAAGUGAUUCACAUCUUGUGGUAGCACAUCCGAUUGAAGAAAAAUCAGAAAAACCAAGAUUCAUUCGAGCUCCUCCAUCAUUAAUUGAAGUGAAUGAGGGUGGUCAAUUCACAUUGGUUGCAAAAGCUGUUGGAGAACCAAAACCAAAUGUUACAUGGUUGAAAGAUGGACGAGAAAUUUUGAGAACAAAUAGAAUCUACAAACAUUUCGUAACUGGAGAUGGAGAAAGCCAUUUGACUGCUGAAUGUGUUGUAUCCAAAACAUCUGGAAUAUUCAGUUGUAGAGCUGUCAAUAUUAAUGGAGAAGAAGUUGUUGCUGAAACUCAAGUUAUCGUGCAACGUAAAAAGUCAACACACGAAUCAUCAAAUGUUGCACCAAAAUUCACUCAAACUUUAAUAGAUAUGGGAAUUGUUAAUGGACAUCCAGUAACUUUGAGUUGCAAUGUUACAGGAAAUCCAGAACCAAAACUCGAAUGGAUUUAUACUGAUGACACUGGAAAUAAAACAAAUCUAACAAGUGGAAGAACAAGUUGGAUCGAGUGUCGAUUCGGACAAGUUGCUGAAUUGAAAUCAGAAAGAGUUUUGAGAGAUCAACGUGGCACUUAUCAAUGUAUUGCCACAAAUUCAUCAGGUCAAGCAUCCACUCAAUGCUACCUUUUGGUUGGAGAACUAUCAGACCAACCAGCCGGUCCACCAAGAUUCGUCAAAUGUCUCCAAGAUAUUUGGACACCACUUACUGAGAAAAUCGAAUUUUCUGUGGAACUGGCCGGAUACCCAACACCAGAUCUUGUUUGGUAUCACAAUGAUCAAAAAGUUGUCGAAGGUCGCGAUGUUCACAUCGAAUUUCCGACUGACACAACUAGCAAAUUGACAAUCACAUCAGUCAGUUUGAAACAUCUCGGAAUGUAUUAUGUCGAAGCAUCGAAUAUCCACGGUGUGCUGCGAACCGCUGGACGUUUGAAUGUCGGAGAAGCAAGACAUGCCGAACCACCACAAUUCAAACACUCGCUUGAACCAGUGCUAACUGUUCAACCAAAAGUUGCUUUCUCAGAACAGGUAAGAUUUCAAUUGUGAAAAUGUUUAGUAAGUGAAAACAAAACUUGGUUUACAGAUCACCAAAUCUCCAUCGGCUGCAAAAAUGGAACAUAGGAAGAAAGGAGCUGCGCCCCAAUUCCUUCAAGGUUUGGAAGAUAUGGAUUUGAAAGCUGGCGCAUCAGCUGCGGUUGCCGGUAAACUCGGAAGGAAGCUGCGUCCUCAUCGAAGUACUGCAACUGCUAAAAAUGAUGCUGAAAGACUAGCAAAAGCAUUGGCGAGUAGUUUGAAACUUGAAGACCCGAUGUCACCAACACCUCGACCAUCAACGGAGAGUCGACCAGAAAGUUCUGCUGCUCUCGAUGAAGUUCGAGCUGCAAUCAGUUCAAGAAACAAACGGGUUUGUCGACCAAAGUUUAUGGUCAAACCAAAAUCGAAAAAGGUAAAUUUAAAAUACCAGUAGCCUAAAAUCACUUCAAUUUUUCUAGAUUUUGGAAGAAUAUAAAUCUCUCCGAUUGAAAACAGCUAUCUCAGGUAAUCCAAUACCACAAGUUCAUUGGGACAAGGCUGGAGUUAUUUUGGAGACCGGUAACAAAUAUUCGAUUUAUAAUGAUGGAGACUUUUAUUAUUUGGAAGUUCAUCAUGUCUCAAUGUAUGAUCGUGGAUUCUACAAUUGUACUGCUGCGAACAAUGAAGGAAUUGUCACAUGUACAUCAGAGGUAAAUUUAGCUUCUCAUUUUGACAAAACCACAUUAAUUUUCUAGAUUGAUAUUCUUCCAAACAAAGAAGAUUCUGCCGCACAAAUGGCGAAACGAAAAAGUCGGAAAAGAAUCCAAAGCACCAACUUUCAUUGAAGUCCUGCCUGGAAAACAACAAACAUCAAUAAACGAAUCAAUAAGUGUUGAAUGUUCAAUCAAUGCUUAUCCAUGUGCAAGUAUUCAGUGGUCCCGUAAUUCUGUGCCACUUUUACCACAAGCCGAUCGAUAUAUCAUGUCAUAUGAUGGAGAAUGUGCAACACUUAAGAUUUGUUCCGUAUCUGCUGCUGAUGAAGGAACUUAUACAUGUGAAGCUGUUAACGAACACGGUAAAGCAACAUCAAAUGUAAGUUAGCGUCAGCGGAGUAUUGAUAUGCAAAAUUACCUGUCAUUCAGAUGAACUUGGAAAUUGCUGGAGGAUCUUCCCAAAAUGCUGCUGAUGGAACUCCUCCACUUUUCCGUUUUGAGCGCAUAAAAUCAGUGCGAAAAGUAUUGGACGGAAGUCGCGUUGAAUUGGCUGCUGAACUCAUACAGGCAUCCGAACCAAUACAAAUCAGAUGGUUGAGAAAUCGUGUCACGAUCGUUGAUUCGCCAUCGUUCAGCUAUUCGAGAUCACAGAAAAUGGUAAAUCAUCUUUAACAUUGAACUUUAGAUGAAAUUUAUACCUUUCAGGUAUUCUUGACCAUCGCUGACGUUUUCCCAGAAGACGGUGGCGAGUACACGGUUGAGGCGAAAAACCAAUUUGGAAUAGCAAAGUGUACAAUGCAACUCGAUGUUAGAAGUGAGUUAUGAAAUUUCAGAAGAUUACUCAACAAAACAAUAAUACUUAAAGGUAACGAACGAUCGGUUGCUGAUGAAGCACCGCGUGUCUUUGACUACGAGCCAACAUGCCGUGCAGAUCCUGGAGCUACAUGUGAACUUCGCGCGAAAAUCAUCGGACAUCCAGAUCCGGUCAUCACUUGGACUCGUUCCAACGGUGAAAAAUUACAAAACGAGGAUCGAUAUGCGAUGCGUAACGAGGGUGACACUUUCAUCCUACGAAUUUCCGAUGUUUCCCGUUCUGAUGCUGGAAAAUAUCAAUUGACUGCGCUGAAUGCAUCAGGACAAGCAACUGCUGAAAUUGAACUCAAUGUUGUUAGAUCAACAAAGUAAGUUUUAGAGAAAAGCUUUUAGAGAGUUUUCCAAUGCCAUUUUCUCGAUUUAACUUUAUUUUUAAGAACUCACGGCGAGAAACCGCGAUUCACUGAAUCACCAAUAUCAGUGCAAACUUGCGAAAAGAACCGGGCAGAGCUGCGCGCCUCGUUCUCUGGUCAACCUGCACCACAAUGUCGUUGGUUCUUUGGUGAAACCGAAUUGAUUGAUGGUGUUGGUGGAUAUUCUAUUAACACAACAGACACAUCAAGUGUAAUCACAAUCAAUUAUGUUGACAAAAAACAUUUCGGUGAAUAUUUGUGCACAAUUCGCAAUUCAAAUGGCGAAGAACUUGCAAACGCCAUGAUUUUGUCUGAAGGUAACAUAUUUUUGUAGUUGUGAUAAAUUAUGUGAAGUCGUCCAUUUUCAGAAUUUGUGUCAAUGUUUGUCCGUAUCUUCAUUUGUCUUGUCAAUUAUGUAUGUAACUGUCAGGUACUUCUUGAAACCAAUUGUUGUUUUUCAGGCUCGUCAGCUGCGCUUCCUCAAAGAAGGACGAGUCGAAGACUGUAGAUAUGUUAUACAAAACAUAUAA